This is a messenger RNA of Pseudogymnoascus verrucosus, 858 nucleotides long. RefSeq lists its product as uncharacterized. The transcript has a single exon. Lineage: Eukaryota; Fungi; Ascomycota; Leotiomycetes; Thelebolales; Thelebolaceae. The coding region runs from base 1 to 858 and encodes 285 amino acids. The record is from RefSeq and is a predicted model, not a curated record.
AUGGCGCCGGCACCUGUCCCCAAGGCCCUUGAGGGCUUCACGUCUCUUGGUCCAAGUUCAUACAUCUAUGAAGCUCCAAAAUCCGGGAACCCUUUCAGGGACCAAGUCUCACCUCCUCACCCCGAUGUGAUCCUAUUCAUGUCUUGGCUCGACGCCCAACCGAAACAUAUCGCGAAAUACACCGAAUACUACAAGACUCUCUUCCCCAAUGCCAGCAUUAUUCUCGUCGUCGCCUCGACCAAAGAUGUCAUCUUCCGCUCCAAGGCCGGCGAAACCAAAGUUUACUCGCCCGUCGCCGCCAAACUACAAGCAUUCCCACCAAACACCAGGAUCCUCCUCCACAGUUUCUCCAACGGCGGCCUCAAAAACACCGCCCUCACCACAGAAGAAUACAACCGACGUACCGGCGACCCCCUCCCGAUCCAAGCCCAGAUCUUCGACAGUGGCCCCGGCUACCCGCGCUUCUGGCCCGACCUCCGAGCCAUCACUGCCGGGCUACCCAAGAACUUCAUCAUCCGCACUCUCGCGACAGCUGUACUGGCUGCGGCGUACGUCUUGUACAAAGCUGUGUGGUGGGUGAAGGGAAUAGAGAACCCGAUCAUAACAUACUGCAAGAUGAUGAAUCGCCACAAGCUUUUCGCGACGAAGGUGCCGAGGGCGUAUAUCUACAGCCGCGAGGACGAUAUGGUGCAUUGGGGGCAUGUGGAGGACCAUAUGGCUAAUGCGACGGCGCUGGGUUAUGAGGCGCGCGGGGAGCUGUUUGAGGGCACCCAGCAUGUGAGCCAUAUGCCCAAGAAUAGCGAGCGGUAUUGGGGCAUCGUGGAGAGCGUGUGGAAGUCGAGUUUUGGAAAGCAGUGA